AUCAACCUUGCUGAUUUUAGUUUGGGCCCUUCACAAGCCUCUGAGAAGCCAUGAAGAGAGCCGAAGUCUUUAUUCUGCUUUUUGCUGGUGUGUUGGUCAACGGAAAAGACCUCCGCUGGCAGAACAGCUAUGACCAGCCGUUAGAUUUUAAUUGCCCCCCAGGACAAUCCAUCUCUCGCAUAGUGAGUGAGCAUCACAACAAACAUGAAGACCGUCUGUGGGACUUUGGGUGCAAAACCACAUUUGACUCAGCGACUAACUGCUUCACGUCUUCCUACGUAAAUGACUUCGACAAACCUUUCAGCUACCAAUGCCCAAGCCACCAGGUCAUCACAGGGAUGCACAGCUAUCAUGAAAACAAACAUGAGGACAGAAGAUGGAAGUUCACCUGCUGUGGAGCCAGCAACUUCUGUACCGAUAGUUGCCAGUGGACCAACUACGUAAACUGGUUUGAUGAGGCCUUCACUUUUAAUGUCCCACCAAAUUCCUACCUGAUUGCAGUUGAAAGCUUCCAUGAAAACAAGCAUGAAGAUCGUCGCUGGAAAUACCAAUACUGUACCAGAAGGUCAUGCUGAUUCUAUAACUGAGUCUAGCUACAAUCAGAUUAUUUUAUCGAUUGUUGCGUCUUGAUAAUCUUGAAAGAAUUUCAUGAUUAAAGAUAUUGUGUUUCAUUUCACUGCUCUAAAAUAUAAAUAAUUGAUUAUGCUUGGUUUUUGGUCAAGAUAUAAACUCAAUACAGUACUUUAAUGGAGGGCAAAUGCUUAUCUCAGACAAUAAUUACUAAAACAUUGGGUCACACCUUAUUUGGAUAGUCCCCUAUAGAUGAUCUACAGAUGCUCAAACCAUCAACAGACUAUCAACUGCAACUCUGUUGAUAUGCAACAACUUGCUAUGGUUAGGUUUAGGGUUAGUUAGUAUUGGGGUUAAAAGGGAAGUUUUUUACAACUUCAUUUUAGAUGGUUCCUGUCCCUGAAAGUAGUCUAUGGAUCAGGAGAAACUGUAAUACAUGGUUUUCUUCUAAGAGCCACUACAAACUUCAGCUAACUUAAGCUAGCUUAAAAUCAAUGGGAGUGAUGUGGGCAUGCAGUGGCCGUAAAAAAUUCCAUAGCCAAAUUAACUGAAUUAUUUGGUUUGACGUUACUUUAAGUAAUUUGGCUUCUUCAAUUCUUCAAAAUCUUAUCCAUGGAUUACAGUUUCUCCUGGCCCAUAGACAACCUUCAAGGGGAGGAACCAUCUAACACGAAGGUGUAAAAUACUGAACUUCCCCUUUAAGGCAUUUACUGAGCUACUGCAGUCAGGCUUCUACCCAUUGAGAAAAGUGUAUACUGUUCUAGUCUGGCCGUGUCCUCUCGAGCCUGCCUAACGGUCCUACACUGACCUGAUAUAACGUUGAUUUCCCCCCAGUUUGGUAAUAUAAAAAUGUAUAUCUGGGCAGCAGGAACCCUUUCAGCUUGUUAGGAAAACAUCAAAUUCUGUUGAUUGUUUUCACACAUCGAUCAUAUUUGGACAGAUCUUGUGGGACUCUCAUUCACAUCACUGGAAAAAAUGUGAAUGUGAUGUACAUAAUGUAAUUUAUUGGUUUAUUGGUUAUGAAUUUAACCCAUUUAAACCUUUUCAUUUUCAAAGAUCUUCCCAAUGGUAUCUGUUUUUUUCUCUCCAAACUAGCAGCCAAGUAACCCCUGACCUAUCUACACUUGACCCAUGAUUCUCACUGUAACACAGAGGUUCAUAAAAAAUAGUUUGGCAACAUUUCUAGCACACAAAACAAAAACCAUCCGUAAUUUAGUGUAUUUAUGUUAAACUUUUCCAUUGCAGCACACCUGUUCAAACACUGAGAUUACCCAUGUACGUUGCUGAAAGACCACCAAGGUCUUUAGUUCAGUCAUCCUAUCUGUUUCUAUUAAUAUAUAUUUAGCCCUGCUGGUUGUGCUUUGGUCAGAUCACACACCUCUGAGAAGCUACAGUGCCUGCAGAAAAGAAUUCACACCACUUGACUUUUUCCACAAUUUGUUGUGUUAUAGCC
Messenger RNA from Coregonus clupeaformis (lake whitefish), 2023 nucleotides. RefSeq names its product hemagglutinin/amebocyte aggregation factor-like. Gene Ontology annotation, cellular component: extracellular matrix. The record is from RefSeq and is a predicted model, not a curated record. Gene Ontology annotation, molecular function: extracellular matrix structural constituent. The coding region runs from base 51 to 575 and encodes 174 amino acids. The transcript has 5 exons. Lineage: Eukaryota; Metazoa; Chordata; Actinopteri; Salmoniformes; Salmonidae. Gene Ontology annotation, biological process: collagen fibril organization.